Messenger RNA from Serinus canaria (Common canary), 4671 nucleotides. It is a transcript of the gene EGF, whose product is annotated as epidermal growth factor. NCBI's taxonomy places the organism in Eukaryota, Metazoa, Chordata, Aves, Passeriformes, Fringillidae. The record is from RefSeq and is a predicted model, not a curated record. The coding region runs from base 1 to 3765 and encodes 1254 amino acids. Gene Ontology annotation, molecular function: calcium ion binding. The transcript is spliced from 25 exons.
AUGUUUCUCUUCCUUGUUGCUUUUUUGCCAGUGGUUUUUAAAAUUGGUUUUGUCAGCCUCUCAGCUCUGCAGCACUGGAACUGUCCUAAUGGAUACAGAUUAAAGCCUGAAAACUCUGCUUGUGUAGAUAUUGAUGAGUGCCUUGAAGGUGGUUUGGGAACCUGUGGCCAAACCUGUAUCAAUACUCCAGGGUCGUACAUCUGCUCCUGUUUGCCUGGCUACUCCUUGGGUAUUGACAAGCAGUCUUGCUAUGUGAACGACCCAGCACCAUUCCUACUUUUUAGCCAUGGAAAUGACAUCUUUAGAAUUGACACUGAAGGGACAAAUCACGAAAGAUUGGUUUCUGAUACUGGUCCAUCAACACUUAUGGAUUUUCAUUACAUAGAAGAGAAAGUGUAUUGGGUAGACUCCGAAAGGCGACUACUUCAAAGAAUUAAUCUAAAUGGCACAAAACAAGAGAGACUAUGUUACAUAGACAAAGGCAUUUCAGGAUUUGCUAUUGACUGGAUAAGUCAAGACAUUCUCUGGGCCAACAGACAGAAAGGAACCAUAGAAGCAACUGACAUGAAUGGGAAGAAACGCCGAGUUCUUCUGAGAGCUGUUGGUCGUCCCACAAGGAUUGCCAUUGAUGCUGAGCAAAGGCUGUUAUUUUUGUCUUCAGAUGGUUCAGUUUCCAGCAUACACCGAGCGUCCCUCAGGGGAAGUGAUGUGAUAAAUAUUUUGAAAACUACAGAAAAAAUAAAGACCAUCUCACUAGAUUUGGUUGACACAAGGCUCUACUGGAUCCAGCAUGACCACGGGAAAGAGAUUUCCCACAUUGGAUCAUGUGACUAUGACGGUGGGGCUGUUCGUUUCCUCAGAAAUUCUGUCCGACAUCAAUUGCUCAGUAUGUCUCUCUUUGCUGAGCACCUGUACUACUCAGAUUUGAAGUCUGGCAUGAUAUGGAGAGCCAACAAAUAUACUGGGAACGUUGUAGUCACAAUUAGCCUGAAGCCAUCAUUUUUCCCACCAGUGGAAAUAAAAAUAGUACACCCAUUUAAGCAGCCAGGUGCAAGGAUUGGUUCUCAGGAUUUGGAAAAAGGAAUCUGUGAUUUGAACAGAGAAAAGUGCAGAAGAAGAAUCUGCAGGCCAGACUUAAGGAGUCAUCGGUGUAAAUGUUCUAGUGGCUUUAUUUUAAGUCGAAAUAAACAGUUUUGUGAAGACAUUAAUGAGUGUGGCUUCUGGAACCACGGCUGCACUUUGGGCUGUGUGAACAUCCCUGGCUCCUAUUACUGCACCUGCCCUAGAGGCUUUGUUCUGCUGCCUGACAGGAAAACGUGCCAUGAGCUAAUUACCUGUACAAGUAAUGACACCGGAUGUAGUCACGGCUGCCUUCAAACAUCCAAAGGCCCUGUUUGCUUUUGCCCAGAAGGAUCUGUGCUCAAAGUGGAUGGCAAAACAUGCACAGGUUGUACAUCUCCAGAUAAUGGUGGCUGCAGUCAGAUAUGCUCUUCUUUAAGCCCAUCCUCCUGGGAGUGUGCUUGUUUUCCUGGAUAUAAGCUUCAGCGGGACAGAAAGCACUGCACUGCUAUAGGUCCUAAGCCAUUUUUGUUAUUUGCAAAUGGCCAAGAUAUCCGCCAGAUCAGUUUUGAUGGAACAGAUUACACAAGUUUACUUGACUGGCAGAUGGGAGUAGUCUUAGCACUGGACUCUGACCCGGUGGAAAAUAAGAUUUACUUUGCCCACACUGCCUUGAAAUGGAUAGAACGAGCUAAUCUGGAUGGCUCAGGUCGCGAAAAGGUUAUUCAUGGAGCUGUGGAUACACCCGAGGGCCUUGCUGUGGACUGGAUUAACCGUAAAUUGUACUGGACAGACAGAGGGAAGGUGAGCAUUGAGAGGAGCAAUCUGAAUGGAAUGCAAAGAAAAAUGAUCAUCUGGGAGGAUCUCUCACAGCCCCGAGGGAUUGCCAUUCACCCAUUUGCUAAGAGAUUAUUCUGGACUGACAUGGGGGUCAAUCCGCGGAUUGACAGCUCUUCGUUAGAAGGCUUCGAUCGCCGGGUGGUAGCCAGCACUGGCCUGCUGUGGCCCAGUGGAAUAGCCCUGGACUACUUGGCUGACAAGGUGUACUGGUGUGAUGCUAAACAGGCCGUGGUUGAGAGCGCAAACCUGGAUGGUUCUGCUCGUCGAAUUCUUGCACAGAAUGAUGUAGGGCACCCUUUUGCUGUAGCGGUGUUUGAGGACCACCUGUGGUUUUCUGACUGGGCUAGGCCAUCUCUAGUGAGGGUGGACAAGAAGACCGGCCAAAACAGGGUACGUCUGCGAGGCAGCAUGCUGAGACCCUCUGCAGUGGUUGUAGCUCAUCCUUUGGCGAAACCAGGGGCAAAUCCUUGCCUUUAUGAGAAUGGAGGCUGUGAUCACAUCUGUGAAAACAGUUUUGGAAUUGUCCACUGCAAGUGCUAUCCAGGAUUUGUGAAAACUCAAGGUGGAAAAUCCUGUCAUGCUCUGGAUUCUUCCAACUCAACAGCAGGAAGUGUCUCUGUGCACAAGGAGAUAAUGCCAAUGCCACCACCAGAGACUGUGCUCCAGAGCACACGGAGUACUGGGAUUUUUAAGGAUGCAGACAAUGGGGAAAAGCAGAAAAUAAUUUCUUUUACAGCUGAAAUCAUGGUAUCAGAUGAAGAUGACUGCACUGCACUAGAAUGUUAUGUCAAUGCAGAAUGUGUUUUGCUGGAAGAUGGUGCUAUGUGCCAGUGUUUGAAAGGAUUUACCAGGAAGGGGAAAUCAUGCUAUGACGUGGACGAGUGCGCGGUGCGCGCGGACCGCUGCAACCGAAGCGUGUCCGACUGCAUCAACACGGAAGGGGGCUACGUCUGUCGGUGCCUGGAGGGCUACACUGGAGAUGGAGUCCAUUGCCAUGAUAUUGAUGAGUGCAAGACGGGGUCCCACACCUGUGGAGAGAACAUGACCUGCACAAACACAGAGGGAAACUUCACUUGCUCGUGUGCUGAUCAUGCUUCAGGAACUGGCGACGGUUGCAAAUCUACUGUUCCCCCAGCUGCUGUCAGCAGUGAGUACCCUACAAGGGCUGUGCAAGGUGAUGUUGUGGGAUGCCCUCCUUCCUACGAGUCCUACUGCCUCCAUGGUGGAGUGUGCAAUUAUGUUUCUGACCUACAAGACUAUGCCUGCAACUGUGUGACGGGCUACGUGGGCGAGCGCUGCCAGUUCAGCGACCUGGAGUGGUGGGAGCAGCACCGCGCCGGCCGGGCCAAGGUGCGGAGCAUCGCCAUCACCGCGGGCGCCGCCGCGCUGGCGCUGCUGCUGCUGCUGCUGGCCGCCCUGGCCGCCUACUGCCGCAGAAGUCAGAAUUUGUAUAAGAAGAAUCUCUGUGCAGAAGUGAUAAGAGCCGCCAGCAGCCGUGCUGACAACGAGAGCGUAACACCUACUGGCAACAACUCUCUGUUUGCGGUUUUUAAGGAGGGUAACAGUUCUCUGGAGACUAAAGCAGUUGAUCUAAUUGAGUGUGAGACAGCAGAUCCUCAUCCUGCCUGUCCUUCAGGAUCUGAGGAAGAGCAGCCUGUAACACGUGACAGAGCAGCAGAGACUUUGGCAGAAGAGGAGAAAGAGCAAGGCCACCGAGAAGAGGGUCCUGCUGGUGAGAAAUCGUGCCAGUCCACGGCAGCGGCAAAGGGCCCUCCCCAGGCUGCCUGGAGCAUCCAUCCCAAUCCCCUGCCAGAAAGGGAUCCUUGCAAUCUUGCCCCAGCCAGCUUGCUGAUGCAGCCAGACUAGAAGCAGUCUGUGUUUGAAUGGGAAAAGGAGGAAGUCAGCAAAGGAUGGGAACUCACAAACAUUGAAGCAACUUUUUUUUUUUUUUCCCAUUAAAAUCUGCUUUAGAAAAACCCCACCAUUGUUCAGAACAAAACAAAGUUUUUGCCACUCCUUCCGUCAUCUCUGCUUGGAGGAAUUACUGUGAGGAACGUGUUGGCAGUGAGUCCUCUUUAAGUAUCACUGCUGCUAACUUCAUUGACUGCCUCCUCAUUGACUGGGAGGAAAAGAGUCAAGUGGAUGGUUUACCAGUGAUAAAUAUUUUCUAAGGGAGCUUGUUGCAAGUAGUGAUCUUUACACACACAGAGUUUAGAAACUGCCAAGAAAAUGGAACACAAGGACAGAGAAACAGGAAUGGAGGAUAAUGCAGAAAAAUUAGUUCAAAAUUACCUUCCUAUUAAAAGAUUUUUCUGGACACUAUAUGCCUCUCCCCAGUGCUGCUGGAAGACCAGUUCAACUUCUUGGAUGCCACCUGAGAUGUUCUUGUGUCUAGCAAGCACCAAAUAGGAUCUUGAAUUGCUCAGGUUUUGUGUACUGGAGGAUGGUUUGCAGGCACAUGCUAUUAAUCAUGGGCAGCAUUUGAGGGCAAAGGUGAUUCCUCCAUUUCUUUCCCAGCCUACACUGGUCCUUCAGAGCAUAACAAGAUUAUUUCUGGGCUGAGGAAGUGGGUUUGUGUCUGCCCUCUGCCCUGCGGAGAGGCACGUGCUGGAGCUCUCCUUGUCUUACAGAGGAGUGCCUGGCACCAAAACCUGGUCCAUUAUAUGGGAUGCAGUGUGAGGAAAGAACUCCAGUCAAUUGCUGUUCCAAAAGACCAGGAGGAGUGGGACAAAAACACAAAAAAGCCACCUCAGUUUGGACUGACUUCCACUC